This is a messenger RNA of Mesorhabditis spiculigera, 2664 nucleotides long. Lineage: Eukaryota; Metazoa; Nematoda; Chromadorea; Rhabditida; Rhabditidae. The record is from the annotation of a GenBank genome assembly.
AUGUUUGGGAGCAAACCAUUCGGCACAAGUACGACGUCAAGCACAUUCGGUGCGCCCGCCUCUUCCUCGCUUUUUGGCCAAAAGCCCGCCGGCUCCUCCCUAUUUGGGACGACAACUUCGACGCCAGCCACCAACUCUUUGUGGGGACAGCAGAAGCCCGCUUCCGGCGGCGGACUGUUCGGAUCUAGCGGCGCCACGCAGCAGUCUUCGCUCUUUGGAAACACCUCGACGAGCACAGCAAGCACAUCAUUGUUCGGCGGAAGCACGCAGAAUAAAUCACUCUUUGGAGGCGCCCCGCAAAACACAUCCACUUUUGGCUCCCCAUCCGCCUCGACUGGCUUGUUUGGUGGCUCGACGUCGACUUCUGGGGGCGGUCUUUUUGGCGGAUCUACGGCUGGUACGAAUGGGACGACGAUCAAGUUCGAGCCGACCGUCGGCAGUGAUACCAUGAUUCGACAGGGCACACAGACCAAUAUCAGCACCAAGAACAUUUGCAUCACCGCCAUGAAGCAGUACGAGAACAAAAGCAUGGAGGAGCUGCGUAUGGAGGAUUACUUGGCGAAUCGCAAGACCCCCGCCGCGGGCAGCACCACCGGUGGAUCGCUGUUUGGGUCGAGCUCGGCAACUAAUAAUGCCGGCACGGCACUUUUCGGAAGCCCGGCCUCUCAGAAGAACAUCUUUGGCAGCUCUCCAAAUUCGACAUUUGGCGCCAAGCCAGCGACCGCCUCCACCGGCAUAUUCGGUUCUCCACAGCAGCAAAACAGCGGCUCUUUAUUUGGCGCCUCAAAGCCUUCUGGCGGACUCUUUGGAAACACUUCCGGCAGCACAUUUGGAGCUACCCCAGCCGCUAGCACCAGUCUUUUCGGUGGAACGCAACAGCAACAGCAGUCAACCUUCGGACAGCCAGCCAACACGGGUGGUCUCUUUGGCUCAACUGCAGCUGCUCCAGCUUUUGGUGCCGCGACCGCACAACCGUCUACUGGAUUCACCUUUGGUGGUGGUGCAGGCACCACGUCGACGUUCGGCCAGGCUAACACUAGCGGAGGCUUGUUCGGCAGUUCAACUGCGCCCACGGCAGCCGCAACCGGUGGUGGCCUCUUUGGCUCGAAACCGGCGGCUGGCGGAACGUUCUUUGGCGGUGGCACCACCACGAACACAUUCGGAGGUGCUAGCAACACGGGUGGCGGGCUAUUUGGGUCCACCACGGCCAACAAGCCGCUUUUCGGAUCGCCGAGCAAUACCGGUGGCACAUUGUUUGGAGGUGGCGCACAGGCGGGCGGCGGCCUUUUCGGUGGUCAGCAGGCUCAGCAAGUAGGCGGAACACUAUUCGGCGGCGGCCAACAGCAGACCGUUGUUGCAGCUCCAAUGCCAGCCCAAGUCAGCAUGGCGGCCGCGGCUCCGAUUGUGCUCGGAUCAGACGUCAACCAGCGCCAAGUCGAACGGGCUCUCUUCGAGGCUCAACUGGCCGCUGCCCCGUACGGCGACGGGCCGCUACUGAAAUGGAUGAAUCAAACAAAGGAAGACACUGAAGCCGUUGCAUAUGAGAACACGGAUCGACAGCUGAAGUUCCUCCAAUCGCUCUCGGGCUCUCCACUUCUCAGCGCUCAAGGCACCCUGUUGCCGCCGUCUCUUCCCAGGCCGGGCACUGGCGCAGCGUCCGACUCGGCUGAACGCAGUCCAUUAGUCGUUAAGGAUCUCUCAUAUACUUCUCUGUCACGUGCACCCACCCUGGCUAAUGGCAUCCGCAACGUGCCCGCCAUGAACAAUUCUCCACUAUCCUCCGUUCGCCGCAAUCGUAAUAACCACUCCAGUCGCUUUGACACCACGGCCACUGCUGUUGAUACCGUCUUGUCGGGUGGCAUCAAUCAGUUGACGUCGGCGAAGAGGGUUACCAACGUCAAGCACUUGGACAUCUCCACUUUCCGCGAUAAAUUCCGCUCACCGUCCAAUAAUUCGACGGCUGAUCCCGAUGAGCUGCCCAGGGUGACUGUACAACAACAAAAGGAGAACAUCUACAAUGUUCAAGAUGAUGGCCCGCGCCCUCAGCGCCGCACGGACGCUGCCCCGCCGAAGCUUCUCCUUGAUUCGUCGAUUGCUGAUGAUUCUGCCAUGCAGUCGCCGGCGAUCCAUAACAAGACUCCGACCAGCCCGGAUGGUGGCCGUGGCGCUCAUGGCCGAGCCACUUCGCCUCUACGGGCUCGUGAUGCCCUCAGAUCGCCCGUGUCGCUGGAAAAUGCAGAGUACAGAUGCGUGCCCACAAUCGAAGAGAUACAAGCGAUGACAAAAGAUGGCGUUGUGGAGUUGCCGGAUGGGCUUUCGAUUAGCCGUCAAGGAUACGGAAGUGUGUUCUGGCGUGGCCCUCUCAUCUUGAAACGCGAGCUGAAACUCGAAGAGAUUGUCGUCUUCCGUAACAAAGAAGUCACCGUGUACCCGGACGAUUCGACGAAGCCCGAGGUCGGCCAGGAGCUCAACCGCCCCGCUGAAGUGACCCUCGAGCGUGUGUGGCCGGUCAACAAAGAGACGAAAGAGCCGAUUAAGGACGUACAGCGCCUCGCCGAGCUUCGUUGGCGUGAACGGCUGGAGACAGUGGCUGCCCGUAUGGGAGCCACCUUCAAGGACUACCGCCCCAAUGAUGGAUCAUGGGUCUUCUGCGUCGAUCACUUU